Microthlaspi erraticum is the source of this 1455-nucleotide messenger RNA. NCBI's taxonomy places the organism in Eukaryota, Viridiplantae, Streptophyta, Magnoliopsida, Brassicales, Brassicaceae. The record is from the annotation of a GenBank genome assembly.
AUGAAGCUGCGGUUGAGACGACACGAGACCAGAGAAACACUAAAACUCGAAUUGGCCGAUUCGAGCACCCUCCAUGAUCUCCGGCAACGGAUCAAUGCAUCGUCGCCUUCCUCCGUUCAUCUAUCGCUUAAUCGUAAGGACGAGCUCCUCGCGCCUUCGCCGGAGGAUACGCUCCGAUCUCUUGGCGUAACAUCCGGUGACCUUAUCUACUACUCUCUCGAUCACUCCGCUUUCAUUUCAUCGGUCCAGGAGAUCGAAUCAGCUUCAUCCGUCGAGGCACAUCAAGCCCUAGUUCCAAAUGGCGAAUCUUCGAAGGGGAAAUCGGGAGAAUCUGAAACCCUAGGUCCUCAAUCGGAGAGAAACCACGAUUCGAUAGGUACUGGAUUCACAGAAGUCGAUGUUGAUAUGAAUAUCGAAGAUCAAUCGAGUAUCGAUCUGAAUUCAGGCGUUGAAGAUCCAGCGGAAGGAUCCACGGGUCCAGAGCCGAUGGAUGUUGAGCUUGAGCAGCUCGAUUUGGAGCUCGAUGCUGCUGGAAGCAAAAGGUUAAGCGAACCAUUCUUCUUGAAAAAGAUAGUGCUUGAGAAAUCUGGGGAUACGAGUGAGUUAACUAUCAUAGCUUUGUCAAUCCACGCCGUAAUGUUAGAAUCUGGGUUUGUGCUGUUGAACCACGGCUCUGAUAAGUUUAGCUUCUCAAAGGAGUUGCUUUCGACUUCCCUAAAGUACACUCUCCCUGAGCUAGUCACCCGUAAAGAUGCGAACAAGAUCGAGUCCGUGACAGUGAGGUUUCAGAGCUUAGGCCGUAUGGUUGUAGUUUACGGAAUCGUAGGCGGUUCUAGUCGGAUGAUUCGUCUUGAUAAGCAGAGGUUUGUGCCGGUGAUUGACUUGGUUAUGGACACGUUGAAGUUUGAGAAGCAAAGCUCUUGUAGCGAGUACAGAGAGGUGUUCACGUUCUGGAGAAUGGUGAAAGAUGGACUCGCGAUGCCGUUGCUGAUCGGUCUCUGCGAUGAGUCUGGCUUGGAGCUUCCACCGUGUUUGAUGCGUCUACCAACAGAGCUAAAGCUGAAGAUACUGGAGUCGCUUCCUGCCUCGAGCGUUGCGAAGGUGUGCUGCGUUUGUACGGAGAUGCGGUACGUGGCGUCGGAGAACGACUUGUGGAAACAGAAGUGCUUGAAAGAAGCUAAGCAUCUCGUUGCGAGUGGAUCGUCCGGUGACUCGGUUAAUUGGAAGGCGAAGUUUGCUGCUUUUAGGGUGCAUCAGGCGAAAGAUGCUGCUUUUUGGAGGAGGCAAAGCCGAGUGCAGUUUCCGUACUUUCCGAUGAGAGGAGGCCGGAGUCGAUAUCCUGUGAUCUUUGAAGCCCCACGACUUGUUGGAGAUCGAUCCAUCGGUUUUCACCGGGGACCACCUGCUCGGGGGCUUGGCGGACGGUUCGGAUGCAUUCUCGGAGGAAGCGACUAG